AACAACAACAAUAAUGCAUACCGAUAAUGGAGAAAAGCAUCCAAAUAAAAGAAAAGCAUCCAAAUAAAAGAAGAAGAUAAAUAAUAAUGAAGAAGAGAAACAACAACAAUAAGCAUAACGAUAAUGGGAGAAAAGCAUCCAAAAGCAAGAGAGAGGAAAGAGAGCGCGGGGCUGCCCCAUAUUUCACAUGAGAAAAACCUUUUAAUGCUUAAUUUAUUUUUUAUGUACCCCUACUCAAUAAUUAUAAAUUAAAAAACCUAUAUUUAUUUUGAAACUUUUCUACCAGCCCCUAAUUUCAUUGGCCCAGGCAAAUCAAUAAUCUAUUCAUUGUCAAAAGAAAAGAGAGUCGAGAAAUGGAGAGGAGAGAAGGCGAAGAAACGGUUGUUGCAGAAAAUGGAUCAACUCAGGAGAACCCAAAAGACGGUUCGAUUUGUGGGUUUGACUCUCUUCAUCGUCUCCUUCAAGCUUCUCUCAGCCCCCAACUUUUCCAGGAAGUCAGUCGCAUGCUUCUUGGGCUAAAUUGUGGAAAGGAAGUUGAGCCCAUCACUCUUCAACGGCCUAUCAAAGCUCUCUCUUCUAAACACAAUUUUGAUCUUCAGGCUUUUAGCUUUUCUGCGGACAGAGAGUCACUGAGAGGACCUCGGAUUGUGAGGGUUGGACUCAUUCAGAAUUCUGUUGCUCUACCCACAACUGCACCUUUCCUGAACCAAAGGGAGGGCAUCUUUCAAAAGUUGAUUCCCAUGAUUGAUGCUGCAGGUUCUUCAGGGGUCAACAUUCUAUGCUUGCAAGAGGCAUGGACGAUGCCAUUUGCAUUUUGUACUCGUGAGAAAAAAUGGUGUGAAUUUGCUGAGCAGAUUGAUGGAGAAUCAACAAGUUUUCUUCAGCAAUUUGCACAAAAAUAUAACAUGGUUAUCAUUAGUCCAAUUCUUGAGAGGGAUUUGAACCAUGGAGAAACCCUGUGGAACACAGCAGUAAUAAUUGGAAAUCAUGGUAACAUAAUAGGGAAACAUCGGAAGAAUCAUAUACCUAGAGUUGGGGACUUCAACGAGAGUACAUAUUACAUGGAAGGGAACACUAGCCAUCCCGUGUUUGAGACAGCAUAUGGCAAGAUUGCUGUUAAUAUAUGUUAUGGAAGGCACCAUCCACUGAACUGGUUAGCUUUUGGGUUAAAUGGUGCAGAGAUUGUUUUCAACCCAUCAGCUACUGUUGGUGAACUUAGUGAACCAAUGUGGCCCAUAGAGGCUCGCAAUGCAGCAAUAGCAAAUAGUUAUUUUGUUGGUUCAAUUAACCGUGUCGGAACAGAAGUUUUCCCCCAUCCCUUCACUUCAGGAGAUGGAAAGCCACAACAUUCAAAUUUUGGGCAUUUCUAUGGUUCCAGUCAUUUUUCUGCACCAGAUGCAUCGUGUACACCAUCUCUGUCCCGUUGCAAGGAUGGAUUGUUGAUAUCUGACAUGGAUCUCAACCUUUGCCGGCAGCUGAAGGACAAGUGGGGAUUUCGAAUGACUGCUCGUUAUGAAGUCUAUUCUGAUCUGCUUGCUCGUUAUAUGAAACAGGAUUUUGAGCCACAAGUCAUUUCUGACCCCUUGUUACAUAAGAGUGCUCAAGUUCUGCCUUGAUCAUUUAGAAAGAAAAGCAAGUAAAAUUGCUUUCGGACUAUCUGUAAAGUAUCCCAGAGUUUGCAAGGUAUGGCCAUGAAGUGUACGUUCAAGAACAUAUUUGCAAUAAAUUGUGGACUUUGUACAAAUACUGAAUUCAUAGUGGUGUUAACAUCAUCAACAUGGACUAACUACAUGCCUGUGGAAAGAUCUCACGGGUGUAAUAGGUAAUAUUAGAAUGCAAUUGUGUUGAAACAAGGGAGUGAGUAUUAAUCAGUAAGGUUAAGGAUCCUUUUAAAAAAAAUGGUUAAAAGAGCCUAACUGGCAUUUCUACUCUUUCUGUUUUGA
Capsicum annuum is the source of this 1943-nucleotide messenger RNA. Its product is annotated as beta-ureidopropionase. NCBI's taxonomy places the organism in Eukaryota, Viridiplantae, Streptophyta, Magnoliopsida, Solanales, Solanaceae. Gene Ontology annotation, molecular function: beta-ureidopropionase activity. The coding region runs from base 354 to 1616 and encodes 420 amino acids. The transcript is spliced from 6 exons. The record is from RefSeq and is a predicted model, not a curated record.